UGGUUUAUACUAACGUGUGUGUUGUUCUGCAGGAGAAGACAUGAAGGACGGCAGCUGCUUGAUGAUCAGGCGAGCCUCGAGGAGGCAGAACGCUGUCAUGGUGUCUCUGCUAACGCUCCCCCUUCUUCUAGCCCUUGUCCAGCCAAUCACAAGCCAACAGCAAGUCAACAACAGAACCCUGGCUCCAGAAUGGAUGAAUCGGACACAGAUGACCCCGGGCGCUUCUCAUCCUACAGUCUGGACUGAGGUGCCUUUCAACAUGACUGAUCAAAGAAUGGUUACAAGAGCUCAGGCAGAAACAGGGGCGAAGAAAAAUGCCUCUGCUGGAGUCUUGGAUCCAGAGGCUGUUAAUAAUAUUGUGAGGGAAACAUCAACCAACCCUUCAAAAACGGACUCCAGGGUCAAACUUACUACAUCUCAGUUGUUGUUGUCUAGCGUUACUGCUAAAGGUGGAAUCACCCAACCUAAAUGGUCCACUGUAACAUCUGUUACCACUGUACCCACCUUAAAAAUGGGAGGCCAUUCUGAAAAGGAAACAACGACCAAAACGAGUAAUGAAUCCAAAGGAGAGGAUUUCUUAAAAGUGUGGGUAUCAUCAACCGUCUCUCAGACAGCUCAUAACAUUCUGACCACUGUGUCCGACACUCACACAAAGCCAACCGCUGACCCAGCAUUCCAGCUUAAACCCUCCACUGCACCAGCCAGCAGGACGUCAGCUAUCACUGGAGCAAAUCUGGCAGUAGUUCAGAGCAGCAGUACCAUUUUAACAGGACUCCCGCUGGGUCAGAGUCCACGUUCUCCAUCGUCCUCACCAUCGCCUAAUGAAGGCCCGUAUUUCCACACAAGCGAGACUAGUAUACAUCUGAGGACCACAAGCUCACCACAUCCAGCAAAGUCUACAACACCCAGUGAACAAUCAGAUGACACCGGGUCACAAACAACGUCAACCAGCAGCACCAGUCAGCUACCAGAGGGGAGCAAAACCUCAAAAAGCUUAACCAGUGUUAGAACUGCACCAGCACAGCAGAACCCAGCAGAUACAACUACUCAAAGCACAACCGUCUCGGUCGGACGUGGACGUCUGGGACAAAAGGAGUCAUCAUUCUCCUUUGGGCAUGUUCCUUCAGCUAAACCUCGGCCAACUAAGGAUCCAUGUGCCACUGACGUGACUGCCUGUGCUUCCCCUAAAGACCUAAACGUACCCGCUGCCACUUCAAAUCGGACCAUGUUGGUGUGGGCUGACCUCAGCCGUAAGCUGUCGUUCGCCUGGGAACUGCAUGUUUUUGGCUCUGCAGCCCUCUUCCUACUCCUAUCUGCUGGCUCUGCGCUGGGCUUAGCCCUGGCUCCCAGCAUGAACUGCCCUCACCGUGGAGCGCUAGCACUUGCCAACGGCCUGUUGUUUCUUGCAGGCGUAGUUCGAGCAACCUUCUUCUUGGUGGAUCCCUACGGUUCUCAUGCAAUCAUGCCCUUGCAUGUCAUGACAGCCCUGUACACCUUGCCGUUGCCUCUGUUCAUAUGGGUUCAGGCGGCAAUGGUGGUGUUGGUGCUGAAGGGGGCUGAGGUGGUUUUGUUGCGCCCUUCCUUUCAGCGCGUACCUCUUCUGGCUUUGUUAGCGGUCCUCCAAUUGUGCUGCCUGCUGCACGCUUACACUUGCCUUUGGCUGUACGGCUUGCUCGGGAACUGGCGCCACUUCCGUUGGGCCUGGUGGCUCGUUCAGUUUUGGGCAAGACUUCUUGAGCUUGCAUGGGCCUUCUGUCUGCUGCUACUGGCCUCCUGGGUCUUCUGGAGACCUCGAGGGAGCCAAACAAGUAGAGCUCCUGGACAUGGAGUGGGUCCUGCAGGUGACCAGAGCUCAUCUUGUCCAUCUUCCAGUUCUUCCCAAACACACACAUGCUGGGCUAAGAUUGUCCAGAGCUUAAAGUCACGGCCGUACAGAAAGUCCGACAGCAACGGGAUCGGAGGGGCCAGUGGAGGCGGUGUGGCAGGGGAGCUUCCUAAUAACUGGGCAGGGCAGGAACGCCCAGGAGCAGACAUAAGCAAGAGUCUCAUACGAAACCGGGACCAACCCAAAGAAAGCAACCAUGGGCGCAACCAGAGGAGCAUCGAUGCAUCAUCUGGGUCUUUGCCAAGGUUACAGGCGCUCGGUCGGCAACGGCAGUACUCUCAGAGCGGCAGUUUGGACCGGGAUAAACAAUCAGCCAUCUCACUCUACGAAUUCGACCUGCGUCCUCCUUCCCCAAUCGACCUGAGUCGCAGCAUCGAUGAAGCGCUGCACCGGGAGCAUCUCCUCAGAGGCGGCAGCCUGUUCCGCCCCCUGGGAUCCCCUUCACCACCCCCGUCUCCAGGGAACUGGAUGCGCAGGAGCAGCGACCCCCAAAUCAUGCUUUCGGAGAGCAGCGACGAGCACACCCUGCUCAGCGAGUCCUCCGCCGGCCUGGACCGUCCCAUCCCGAGCGCCGUGCCAAGCCGGCAGGUGACCGCUCCCCCUACACCUACGCAUCAGGGUCCACGCUGGAUCUCUGAAGCUGCCGUACCUAAUUCAAUCUCCUGCCCUGUGUCUCUGCAUCCAUCCCCAUCCAGUUUGGGCAGAGCCCUGACCCCCAGCACGGACGACACCAGGCCGUUCCUGACCCCUGACGUAGAUAGGGUGGGGUCACAGCAAGGCAACGGAGAUAGGGGUUACCUGACAGUCAGACGGCAUGACGACUCGGCCAGUGUCUCCAGUGACAUAAUUGAUCUUUGAACUGGUUUUGUCAAAGAACAGUGACCAUGGUAACAAGCACCUUACACUGGGAUGUAAAAAGGAAGGUCAGAUUUAUAAAACAGACUUUAUUUGAUCUGUUUUAGUGUUCGGACACAUUUCGGAGGUGUUGGUUUACACAUAUGCUCUGCUCACCUGUACAUAUUCAUUCCAGAACUGGAGAUACAGGUUGGUGAGCAAUGUGAAAGACCAAACUGUGUU
Molecule: messenger RNA, 2962 nt
Organism: Trichomycterus rosablanca
Lineage: Eukaryota; Metazoa; Chordata; Actinopteri; Siluriformes; Trichomycteridae
Product: proline-rich transmembrane protein 3
Exons: 4
Coding region: 41-2743 (900 amino acids)
Source: RefSeq, a predicted model, not a curated record